AUAAUUCAUCCAUCUUGAGUGUACUACAUCUAUCCAAUAAUACUUAUUGCUUCAAUAGGGGCAUAAAGAGGUUCAACUGAAUACCUUUCAUUGAAAAAUUAUAUCGUGUAAAGAAGGUAUCAAGUUCAAAUCCUAGUGGUUGCAACUUGCAUUGUUACAUUUUUUUUCGAAAUCCCCAGUUAAAAUUCCUAAUUUCUAGUCCAAUAUCAAUAUAAUACUUGUUAAAGGGCAAGAAGGGGAUUUAUUUUCGUUGAAAAAUUAUACUAGUGAAAGAGAGCCUCGCGUUCACAUCCUAGGGGUGACAUUUUGACAAAAUUUCUGACUCCACCACUAGUCUGAUCUGAUAUCAAUGGCUCAUGCAUUGGGGCACGACGUGGUGUUUGAGGAUUUUUUCCCUUCUAUGGUGGAGAAACUUGGAGCUGAGGGAUUCUUGAAGGAGCUAAGCAAUGGAUUUAGGGUUCUAAUGGAUGAGGAGAAGGAAGUCAUAACAUUUGAGAGCUUGAAGAAGAAUUCAGAGUUGUUGGGAUUAAAGGACAAUAUGAGUGAUGAUGAGGUGAUGUGCAUGUUGAGUGAAGGUGAUUUGGAUGGUGAUGGUUGUUUGAAUGAAAUGGAGUUUUGUGUAUUAAUGGAGUCAAACUUGAAACCUCUGAUUAAGAAUGGAGGGGCGAUACUACCGCACAUCAUAAAGUUUAGUGGUUUGUUUAGUAAUUGUUAAUGUCAUCAUUAAUGUGAUUCCUCUACAAGCUAACAUUUUGCUAGUAAUAUUAG
Solanum tuberosum (potato) is the source of this 768-nucleotide messenger RNA. RefSeq names its product calcium-binding protein PBP1-like. Gene Ontology annotation, molecular function: calcium ion binding. Bases 350 to 715 code for a protein of 121 amino acids. The transcript has 2 exons. NCBI's taxonomy places the organism in Eukaryota, Viridiplantae, Streptophyta, Magnoliopsida, Solanales, Solanaceae. The record is from RefSeq and is a predicted model, not a curated record.